GUGAUUUACCAGCAGACAUCCCAGUGGUUCAUACUGGCAGAAACAACUCCAUCUGAAUUGUGUUACCAACAAUUGUUGCGUUCGUGGCUCUUCAGGUAGAAACUUUGCCAUCCUAACCAAUGCCUUUUUCUCUUUCUAACCAGCCAGGUCCACCUGUGGAGCCAGCUGAAGACCUCUGUCCUCCUGGAUUACUUGGUUUAUGUGACAUCAGUGUGACCCGGAGUUUAUGCGGCCGUGAUCCAGCCCUGCCCGUUUUCUGCCCUUGUAUGUGCUGGUGGAACUCGGGAGCUCUUUGGAGCUGUUGUUUACGUGGAAAUUUGGAGCCAUUUUGAAUCGCUUGGAGGGGAGCAGUCGCUGCUAGCAAUGAACUCCCAAAGCCAUCCAGAUGGACUUUCUGGCCGGGACCAGCCAGUGGAGCUGCUCAGCCCUGCCCGCGUGAACCACAUGCCCAGCACAGUGGACGCGGUCACAGCACUGCCCCUGCAAGUUGCCCCUGCAGCCGUGCCCAUGGACCUGCGCCUGGACCCACCAUUCCCGCUGCCCGUGGCAGAGCCCGCCCUGCGCGAGCAGCAGCUACAGCAGGAGCUGCUGGCCCUGAAGCAGAAGCAGCAGAUCCAGCGGCAGAUCCUCAUCGCUGAGUUCCAGCGGCAGCACGAGCAGCUGUCCCGGCAGCACGAGGCUCAGCUCCACGAGCACAUCAAGCAGCAGCAGGAGAUGCUGGCCCUGAAGCACCAGCAGGAGCUGCUGGAACACCAGCGGAAGCUGGAGCGGCACCGCCAGGAGCAGGAGCUGGAGAAGCAGCACCGGGAGCAGAAGCUGCAGCAGCUCAAGAACAAGGAGAAGGGCAAGGAGAGCGCAGUGGCCAGCACCGAGGUGAAGAUGAAGCUGCAGGAGUUCGUCCUAAACAAGAAGAAAGCACUGGCCCACCGGAACCUGAACCACUGCAUCUCCAGCGACCCUCGCUACUGGUACGGGUCCAUGAAGGAGCAGCUUGAACUGGACUUCCGGCCUGAACUGUCCGCAGGCGCGACCCCGCUUCUGUCCCAUGUCUCCCUGAUACUUAGACCCCGCGUGCGGCAGUGCCCACCCCCGCUCACGUGUGUCUCCCCCGCAGACUCCGCGUGCAGCAGUGCCCCUGGCUCCGGGCCCAGCUCGCCCAACAACAGUUCCAGCAACGUCAGCUCAGAGAACGGCAUUGCGCCCACGGUCCCCAGCAUUCCGGCCGAGACCACCCUGGCGCACAGACUGGUGGCCCGCGAGGGCUCGGUAACCCAGCUCCCCCUUUACACGUCACCUUCCUUGCCCAACAUCACUUUGGGGCUUCCUGCCACCAGCCCUUCCACUGGGGCGGCCAGCCAGCAGGAUGCUGAGCGCCUAGCUCUCCCAGCUCUCCAGCAGCGGAUCCCCCUCUUCCCUGGCACCCAUCUCGCCCCCUACCUGAGCACCGCGCCCCUGGAGCGGGAUGGCGGGGCUGCGCACAACCCUCUUCUGCAGCACCUGGUCUUACUGGAGCAGCCGCCGCCGCAGACGCCCUUGGUUGCAGGCCUGGGCGCUCUGCCCCUCCACGCCCAGCCCCUGGUCGGCGCGGACCGGGUGUCCCCGUCGGUGCACAAGCUGCGGCAGCACCGCCCGCUGGGCCGCACGCAGUCGGCGCCGCUGCCCCAGAACGCGCAGGCCCUGCAGCACCUGGUCAUCCAGCAGCAGCACCAGCAGUUCCUGGAGAAGCACAAGCAGCAGUUCCAGCAGCAGCAGCUGCACGUGAGCAAGAUCCUCCCCAAGCCGAGCGAGCCGGCCCGGCAGCCCGAGAGCCACCCCGAGGAGACGGAGGAGGAGCUACGGGAGCACCAGGCCCUGCUGGAGGAGCCCUACCUGGACCGGCUGCCCGGCCAGAAGGGGGCGCACACGCUGGCCGGUGUGCAGGUGAAGCAGGAGCCCGCGGAGAGUGACGAGGAGGAGGCUGAGCCCCCGCGGGAGGCCGAGCCCGGCCAGCUCCAGGCCACUGAGCAGGAGCUGCUCUUCAGACAGCAAGCCCUCCUCCUGGAGCAGCAGCGGAUCCACCAGCUGAGGAACUACCAGGCGUCCAUGGAGGCAGCCGGCAUCCCCGUGUCCUUUGGAGGCCACCGGCCCCUGUCCCGGGCACAGUCCUCCCCGGCGUCUGCCACCUUCCCCAUGUCUGUGCAGGAGCCCCCCACCAAACCGCGCUUCACGACAGGCCUCGUGUACGACACGCUGAUGCUGAAGCACCAGUGUACCUGCGGGAACACCAACAGCCACCCCGAGCACGCCGGCCGCAUCCAGAGCAUCUGGUCGCGCCUGCAGGAGACCGGCCUGCGCAGCAAGUGCGAGUGCAUCCGCGGACGCAAGGCCACGCUGGAGGAGCUGCAGACCGUACACUCGGAGGCCCAUGCGCUGCUCUACGGCACCAACCCCCUCAACCGGCAGAAACUGGACAGUCAGAAACUUCUAGGCUCCCUCAGCUCCGUGUUCGUGCGGCUCCCAUGUGGCGGUGUCGGGGUGGACAGCGACACCAUAUGGAAUGAGGUGCACUCGUCGGGGGCGGCCCGUCUGGCCGUGGGCUGCGUGGUGGAACUCGUCUUCAAGGUGGCCACGGGCGAGCUGAAGAACGGCUUUGCGGUGGUCCGCCCCCCAGGACACCAUGCAGAGGAGAGCACGCCCAUGGGCUUCUGCUACUUCAACUCAGUGGCCAUCGCAGCCAAGCUCCUCCAGCAGAGGCUGAACGUCAGCAAGAUUCUCAUCGUGGACUGGGAUGUGCAUCACGGGAACGGGACGCAGCAGGCAUUCUACAACGACCCCAACGUGCUCUAUAUCUCCCUGCACCGCUACGAUGAUGGGAACUUCUUCCCGGGCAGUGGGGCCCCCGACGAGGUGGGCACAGGGCCCGGUGUGGGCUUCAACGUGAACAUGGCCUUUGCCGGCGGCCUCGACCCCCCCAUGGGUGACACCGAGUACCUGACCGCUUUCAGGACGGUCGUCAUGCCGGUUGCUGCUGAGUUCUCCCCGGACGUGGUGCUGGUGUCGUCAGGCUUUGACGCGGUGGAGGGUCACCCCACGCCCCUUGGAGGCUACAACCUCUCCGCCAAAUGUUUCGGGUACCUGACGAAGCAGCUGAUGGGCCUGGCUGGCGGCCGCAUCGUGCUGGCCCUGGAAGGCGGCCACGACCUGACGGCCAUCUGUGACGCCUCGGAAGCCUGCGUUUCUGCCCUUCUGGGGAACGAGCUUGACCCUCUCCCCGAGAAGACUCUACAGCAGAGAUGCAAUGCCAAUGCCGUCCGGUCCAUGGAGAAGGUCAUUGAGAUCCACAGCAAGUACUGGCGCUCCCUGCAACGUGCCGCCUCGACCGUGGGGUACUCGCUGGUGGAGGCCCAGAAGUGUGAGAAUGAGGAGGCCGAGACGGUCACCGCCAUGGCCUCGCUGUCUGUGGGCGUCAAGUCGGCUGAGAAGAGACCAGACGAGGAACCAAUGGAGGAGGAGCCGCCCCUGUAGCCCUGCUCCGAAGCUGCUCUUCUCUUGUUCGUUCGUCUGUCUUGAAGCUCAGCCAGAAAAUGUCCUGUGUCCGCCUGCAUUCUGCCGGGUGUUCUCAGAACACGAGAGGCUGCCGGCUGUGAGCAGCACCGGGAGCCUUUUCUGCUGCACAGACCACAGAUCUCGAGACGCACAGGCCGAGGUGUGGCCGCCCACUCGGGACACGGGACAGACGCCGCGACGAGCAGACACACAGACGCGCAGGGCGCUCGGCGCCAGCGUGGGGAUCGCCGGGGGAAGGAGGCGACAGCAACUUGCGGUGGAGUUGUCCAAUUUAGCUGACACGAGAAAGAGAAAAUCAAAGCUCUAACAGUACAAAACAGACUUGGUUAAAACUGGUGCUUAACAUUUGAUUACUACCCACCGUUCCACGAUCUCCGUGUAAACCACUCGACUCAUCUUGUAGCUUGUUUUUUUUUUUAAAGAAAGUUUUCUAGGGCUCUGGCCUGCCUCUGUGAACCACAUCAGGUGCGGUGGGGGUUUGCAGCGGGUGGGGGACAGAGUGGACGAACCUUUCAAAUAAAAACUGGACAAGAGCAGAAACGUGAGCCCGGGGGAGCAGCUUUAGUUUCUGGAAGCCAUCGGAAGAUGCGAGUUUGUGCCUUUUUUUUAAUUGCUCUGGUGGAUUUUUGUGGCUGGGUUUUCUGAAGUCUGAGGAACAAUGCCUUAAGAAAAAAUAAACAGCAGGAGUCAGCGGGAUAUUUCCUCUGGCCGGUGAGGCCGCGGGGCGCCCGGCAAGCCGGUAGCCACCUGCCAGCAUCUUCAGGAGGGGCCGCAAGCCAGGACACCCUCAUCUUGCUUUAUCGCUGUUUAAGAGAAAUGGAGGUGGUUGCCAAAAAAAGUGGCAAAUACUGUUGGGGAUUUUGAAGUCCAGCGAAUUUUAAAUGAAUCCAAAGUGUUCUUUCUCGCACGUCGUAGGACAAUUGAGCAUCUCCCAUUCGAUUGUUAAGCAUGUCCCAGGCACUCUGCAGUGUUACGACCGGAAUGCUUUUUAUGAAAAGCAGGUAGCAUGAAGUAUUGCUUAAAUUUUAGGUAUAAACAUAUAUAUAUAUAUAAAUAUAUAUAUAUAUGUCUGUGUAUAUAUAUAUAUAUA
Messenger RNA from Trichechus manatus latirostris (Florida manatee), 4636 nucleotides. RefSeq names its product histone deacetylase 4 (gene HDAC4). Lineage: Eukaryota; Metazoa; Chordata; Mammalia; Sirenia; Trichechidae. The coding region runs from base 364 to 3504 and encodes 1046 amino acids. The record is from RefSeq and is a predicted model, not a curated record. Gene Ontology annotation, molecular function: histone deacetylase activity. The transcript has 25 exons. Gene Ontology annotation, biological process: negative regulation of transcription by RNA polymerase II.